AUGCAGACGUGCGGAGGUGGAGCCGCGGGACGCCGGGCUUUCGACAGCAUCUGUCCCAACAGGAUGCUGGAGCCGCCCCGCCGGCCUCUCGGCAAGCCGGGAACGUUGGACAGGAAGUUCGCCUCCCCGCUCAAGUUCUUUCCCGGAUGCAGCGGAGGCAAACGGGUGUUGGUGUACCAGGAUCCCUCCGAGGCGGAGUCUGCAGCGCUGCCAGCCCUCACCACCAUAGACCUACAGGACCUCGCCGACUGUUCCUCGCUACUCGGGACCGACGCGCCGCCUAGUGAUAACCCGGCCGCCUCGCAGAACCAUUCCCUGCCAGCCGACGGGGACUUGGACCUGCAGGAUUUCCGAGACGCGGUGGACGACUUGAUAUCAGACUCAUCCUCGUUGAUGUCACCUGCCCUAGCCGACGAUGGUUUCUCUUUCUCUCCUUGCGACAUGUCGCCCUUCGAACCCUGCCUCUCCCGGCCUCUGGAGCCGAGGGCCCUGCCGUCCCCGCCGCUGUGCCCCCAAGAUGUGCCCCCGCCAGAGCAGUACUGGAAGGAGGUGGCAGACCAGAACCAGAGGGCGCUGGGGAACGCUCUUGUGGAGAAUAACCAACUACACGUGACCCUGACCCAGAAGCAAGAGGAGAUCGCCUCGCUCAAGGAGCGGAACGUGCAGCUCAAAGAACUCGCCAGUCGGACCCGGCAUCUGGCCUCGGUGCUGGAUAAGUUGAUGAUCACGCAGUCCCGAGAUUGCGGAGUGGCGACCGAGCCCUUGCUGCUCAAGGCGACAGCCAAGAGGAGCCUGGAGGAGCUGUUCAGCGCUGCGGGGCAGGAUUGCGCCGAGGUGGACGCCAUCCUGAGGGAGAUUUCCCAGCGCUGCGAUGAAGCCCUCCAGAGCCGAGAACCCAAACGGCCCCGCCUGCAGCCUGAGCCCGCCAGCGCAGACCGCAGGCCCGGGAACCUGCACGGCGCCUUCCGAGGACUGCGCACCGAAUGCGGCCAGGGAGCCUUGAACCUGAGCUACAGCGAGCUGGAGGAGGGCGGCUCCUUCAGCACGCCCAUCCGCAGCCACAGCACAAUCCGCACCCUCGCCUUUCCUCAGGGCAACGCCUUCACCAUCCGGACAGCCAGCGGCGGGUACAAAUUCCGCUGGGUCCCCAGUUGA
This is a messenger RNA of Ochotona curzoniae (black-lipped pika), 1155 nucleotides long. It is a transcript of the gene MCIDAS, whose product is annotated as multiciliate differentiation and DNA synthesis associated cell cycle protein. Gene Ontology annotation, cellular component: nucleus. The record is from RefSeq and is a predicted model, not a curated record. Bases 1 to 1155 code for a protein of 384 amino acids. Lineage: Eukaryota; Metazoa; Chordata; Mammalia; Lagomorpha; Ochotonidae. The transcript is spliced from 7 exons. Gene Ontology annotation, biological process: negative regulation of DNA replication; negative regulation of cell cycle.